Molecule: messenger RNA, 2370 nt
Organism: Trichoderma harzianum CBS 226.95
Lineage: Eukaryota; Fungi; Ascomycota; Sordariomycetes; Hypocreales; Hypocreaceae
Exons: 2
Coding region: 1-2370 (789 amino acids)
Biological process (GO): DNA replication; double-strand break repair via break-induced replication; mitotic DNA replication initiation
Cellular component (GO): MCM complex; nucleus
Molecular function (GO): ATP binding; single-stranded DNA helicase activity; single-stranded DNA binding
Source: RefSeq, a predicted model, not a curated record
AUGGCCGACGACGACGUUGACUUGUUCCGUGAAGGCUUCGAGGCCGAUUACAGAGACAGAGAGAAUGACGUCUACGAAGGCGCGGGAUUGGAUGAUGAGGGCGAUUUUGAUUCUAUGGACUUGGGCGAGAGACGACGACUCGAGGCUCAGCUCAACCGACGAGACAGAGAAGUUGCCCGCCGGCAAAGGAUUCCAGCUGCAUAUCUUCCCGGCGAUGACGAUGACGGUGACAUUGACCUGACGGCACAGCCUCGCAGACGGAGACAUCACUACGAUGAAGAUCCAGAUGAUGCCAUGGAUGCCGACAUCAUGGACGAGGAGCUCUCCCUAGAAGCCCUGGGCGAUGUCAAGGCCUCCAAUCUGACCGAGUGGGUGUCUCAGCCUCCAGUCCAGCGAACCAUCAAGCGCGAGUUCAAGGCCUUCUUGACAUCAUACAUUGAUGCAUCUGGAUCCUCCGUCUAUGGUAACCGCAUUCGCACGCUCGGUGAGGUCAACGCAGAGUCGUUGGAGGUCUCGUAUGAGCAUCUAGCUGAAAGCAAGGCCAUCCUUGCCUACUUCCUUGCCAAUGCCCCUGCUGAGAUGCUCAAGCUGUUUGACCAAGUGGCCAUGGAUGUUGUGCUCCUUCACUACCCCGAUUACGAGCGAAUUCACUCCGAAAUCCAUGUUCGCAUCUUCGACCUACCCGUUCACUACACACUUCGACAGCUGCGUCAGUCACACCUCAACUGCCUUGUGCGUGUCAGCGGAGUUGUCACGCGCCGAAGUGGUGUUUUCCCCCAGCUCAAAUAUGUCAAAUUCGACUGUGGUAAGUGCGGCGAGACCCUGGGUCCUUUCCAGCAAGAGUCCCAUGUGGAGGUCAAGGUUACAUUCUGUCAGAGCUGCCAGUCUCGCGGACCCUUCACCUUGAACUCGGAGAAGACCGUCUACCGAAACUACCAGAGACUUACUCUACAAGAGUCUCCUGGCACUGUUCCUGCCGGACGUCUUCCCCGCCACCGAGAAGUCAUCCUGCUGUGGGAUCUCAUUGACAAGGCCAAGCCUGGUGAAGAGAUUGAGGUUACGGGCAUUUACCGAAACAACUACGAUGCCCAGCUGAACAACCGCAACGGCUUCCCCGUUUUUGCAACCAUUCUCGAGGCCAACAACGUUGUCAAGUCUCACGAUCAACUUGCUGGGUUCCGCUUGACUGAAGAAGAUGAGCAAGAGAUUCGCAAGCUGGCUCGCGACCCCAACAUUGUGGACCGAAUCGUCAACUCCAUCGCCCCCAGCAUUUACGGACACACAGACAUCAAGACUGCAGUUGCACUGUCUCUGUUUGGUGGUGUUGCCAAGACUGGUAGAGGAGCCCAUCAUGUUCGUGGUGACAUCAACGUGCUUCUUCUCGGUGACCCAGGAACUGCCAAGUCGCAGGUCCUUAAAUAUGUCGAGAAAACAGCACACAGAGCCGUGUUUGCGACUGGUCAGGGUGCCAGUGCUGUCGGUCUGACGGCUAGUGUCCGUCGAGACCCCCUGACGAGCGAAUGGACACUCGAGGGCGGUGCUCUUGUUUUGGCCGAUAGGGGCACAUGUCUAAUUGACGAGUUUGACAAGAUGAACGAUCAAGACAGAACUUCAAUUCACGAAGCCAUGGAACAGCAAACCAUUUCCAUCUCCAAGGCUGGUAUCGUGACGACUCUGCAAGCCCGCUGCGGUAUCAUUGCUGCAGCCAACCCGUUGGGAGGCCGUUACAACUCAAUGAUUCCCUUCUCCGCCAAUGUGGAGCUGACAGAGCCCAUCUUGUCGCGUUUCGACAUUCUCUGUGUGGUGCGAGAUUUGGUAGAGCCAUCUGAGGACGAACGGCUGGCGAGGUUUAUCGUUGGCUCCCACGGUCGAAGCCAUCCCUUGUCACAGGCCCGCCCAGACGCAACUGCCACUACCCAGGACACCGCCAUGGAUACCCAGCAGACAAGUGCAUCCAGAGGCCAGCGUGAUGGGGAGAUUUCUCAGGAACUUUUGCGUAAAUACAUCUUGUACGCUCGAGAACGCUGCAGCCCCAAGCUCUACCACAUGGAUGAGGACAAGGUAGCCCGUUUGUUUGCAGACAUGCGAAGAGAGUCCCUUGCCACAGGCGCGUAUCCAAUUACUGUCCGUCAUCUUGAAGCCAUUAUUCGAAUCAGCGAAGCGUUUUGCAGAAUGCGUCUUUCUGAGUACUGCUCCGCGCAGGACAUUGACCGUGCCAUUGCGGUAACGGUGGAGAGUUUUGUUGGUAGCCAAAAGGUCAGCUGCAAGAAGGCCCUAGCCCGCGCCUUUGCAAAAUACACGCUGGCUCGGCCAGGUGCCAAGAAAGGAGGGAAUCGAUCGCAGAGGCAGCCAGAAGCCGUGAUGGCCUAA